AUGCCAUCCAUUGUCAACCUCACAGCCGCGCUCGCCCUUGCUGGCAGCGUUGCCGCAAACCCCAUCCAGCUCGACAAACGCGGCACCUUUUCUAUCAACCAGGUCCCCCACUCUACCCACCUGAAGAACGGUCCCGCAGACAGGGUCAAGGCUCUGCGCAAGUACGGCAAGCCUGUUCCUGAGAGCCUUCUCAAGGCAGCUGAGAACCGUGCAAACACGGUCGUGGUUGAGGCUACCUCAAGCAGCGGCUCCGUCACUGCCUCCCCUAACGACCAGUACGAUGCAUCGUACUUGAGCCCAGUCACCAUUGGCACAAAGACCUUCCACUUGGACUUUGACACUGGAAGCUCCGAUCUCUGGGUAUACUCUUCGCUCCAGCCCCAAUCGCAGCUCAGCGGUCGUACCUACUACACCGUGGACCCAUCCAAGGUCAAGAGUGGCUACACCUGGAAGAUCUCCUAUGGAGACGGAUCUGGUGCCUCUGGCAAAGUGUACGCCGACAAGGUCACUGUUGGUCCCAUCACUGCAACUUCCCAAGCUGUUGAGGCUGCCCAAUCAGUUUCGGCCUCCUUCUCCAGCGAUGCCAACACUGAUGGUCUUUUGGGCCUCGCCAUGAGCUCCAUCAACACUGUCAAGCCUGUCCAACAGACCACUUUCUUCGACACUGUCAAGUCUCAGCUCGCCCAGCCGCUGUUCUCUGUCAACCUCAAGUACCACGCUGCUGGCUCCUACGACUUUGGUUUCAUCGACUCCAGCAAGUACACCGGUGCCAUCACCUAUGUCAACGUCGACGACAGCCAAGGCUUCUGGGGCUUUUCCGCCACUGGCUAUGCCGUUGGCACAAAGACCACUUCGGCAAGCAUUGAUGCUAUUGCCGACACCGGCACCAGCCUUGUCUACGUCGAUGACUCCAUCCUUAGCGCCUACUAUGGACAGGUCCGUGGCGCACAGGUCGACUCCCAGCAGGGAGGUUACGUCUUCCCCUGCUCCAGCACCCUGCCCGACUUCUCCAUCGUUGUCGGUGGCGUCAAGCAGACCAUUCCUGGAAAGUACAUCAACUUUGCCCCCAACGGCGACGGCACUUGCUUCGGUGGUCUCCAGUCGGGAUCUGACUUUGGUUUCAACAUCUUCGGUGAUAUCUUCCUCAAGAGCAAGUACGUCAUCCACGAGAUGGGCAGCAACGGCCCCAGGCUGGGUUUCGCCCAGCAGUCUGGUAACUAA
This is a messenger RNA of Bipolaris zeicola 26-R-13, 1221 nucleotides long. RefSeq lists its product as uncharacterized. The record is from RefSeq and is a predicted model, not a curated record. Gene Ontology annotation, molecular function: aspartic-type endopeptidase activity. The transcript is spliced from 4 exons. The coding region runs from base 1 to 1221 and encodes 406 amino acids. NCBI's taxonomy places the organism in Eukaryota, Fungi, Ascomycota, Dothideomycetes, Pleosporales, Pleosporaceae. Gene Ontology annotation, biological process: proteolysis.